CGCUCGUUGUUCCGCUCCAUGCACCGACCGAGCGGAACAUUUGCGCUCUCAAUGUGGAUCGCGACAUGUCUUUGAAUUCAGCACUGGACGUGCAGGCCAUCGCGUCAUUGGCACAACAGCAGCAGCAAGACGAGCAGAACGCGAGUAGCAGCACCAACGGCACGAAGCGCAAGGCCGAGGAUCAAGGCGGGCAGCCGCGAGCUCGCAGGAAUCGCUAUGUCUCCAUCGCAUGCAAUGAAUGUAAGCGGCGCAAGAUCAAGUGCAAUGGGCAGACCCCAUGCCAGCGAUGCGGCAACUUGAACCUCGAGUGUGUGUAUGCCCCCAACUGCUGCAAUGGCUUCAAAGAGUCGCAGGAGUACAAGGAAAUGUCCGGGCAUAUAUCUUUGCUGCAGGAGCAAAUGAACUCGUUAUAUGAGCAGCUCAAUCAGCUCCGGGCACAUGUGAGCGGGCAGCUCGCACCUACAACCCACCCAGCCGGCACAGCGAUCGACCCUUCGCUACAGCAAUAUUCCACCCAACGAGCGUCUCUCGCUGCGACGCAGGCAUCACCCGGAGGACCUGUUUCGCCUAGCCACUUCCAUCGACCAAGAGCUUCGAGUCAAUCUCAGAACAGAUAUAAAGGUCCCACGAGUGUAGCUUUCAACCUGGGAGUUGCAAAGACCAGCCUUGAAUCAAUGGGAAUAGCAGGUCAAGGCGAAGAAGAUGUCAGUGGAAGCGGCGAAGCAGGCACUGGGACGGCAGAAGGGACACCUCAGCGAAGCCCCGUACCGAGAGCUGGUCAAAUAUGCCAAACCAUACACGCGGAUAAAGACCCGAUAUGGAGUAUACCCCAAGAGGAGGCGAUCAGGUUAUGUCGAGUAUACGAGGAUGAGAUGGGACUCAUGUAUCCUGUGCUUGACAUCAACAAAAUCGUGGAAUACGCGUCCAAGCUGUACAGGUUCAUGGAGGCUGCGCGUCGUGCAGGGCUCAUGCAACAAGGCCUGCCUGGCGCUGAUGCUAUUGACGAUGAGGAGACAAACAUCCUGAAGCUAGUUCUGGCUACUGCGUUGACGACAGAGGCUGGUGGGCGCAGCGAGCUCGGGCAGCGUUUGUUCGAAUACGUGCAACCUGCUAUUGACACGAUGCUGCUUGGAGCAGUCGGCGUCAAGGCGCUUCGCAUGCUCACCAUGACAGCAAUGUACGAGUUUCACCGUGACAACGAAGGCACAUCCUGGCGGCUCAUUGGCUUGACAGCUCGCCUCUGCAUCGAGCUUGGACUACACAGACGCGAGACAUACGAUGCCAUCAAGGACGAGUCCGAGCGAAUCGAUACGAUACUCCUCUUCUGGUCGAUAUACGUCCUCGACAGACGUUGGAGUUUCGGCACGGGCAUGCCAUUCGCCUUGCAAGACUCUGAUAUCGAUCCGCAAAUGCCGAAGCCAGAAGACCGGUCGCCGUACUUGAGCGCUAUGAUUCAGUACUCCGGAAUUGCGAGCAAAGUCUGGAGAUCUGUUGCAGCUACGGCAUCAUCCACGAAAGGCAAUGUUGCAAUCAACGAGGAUGAGAUGAAUUACCUUGACUAUCAGGUCAUCCAGUGGCAUCGCAACGUUCCUGCACAGCUUCGAUUUGAACAUCCGUCGUCUUCGUCGGGUACAGUGGCCACACCGGUCGGUCCAUCGGUCUCUCGAGCUGGUCAUCGUCUUCGCAUUAUACUCUACCUGCGAGCCAACCAAAUGCGCAUUCUGAUCUAUCGGCCGGUGUUGCACUCUGCGACGUCAAUCAUGCAACAUCGGGAGCAGGCACAGACGGCAGUCGAUGUGGCCAAGGACACGAUCCGCGUACUCACCCACAUCAACCAGACUUCGGACCUCUAUCAGACACAACAGUGUCUCUUCAAUGCCUUCCUCACCUCUGCUCUGGCUGUGCUUUUCCUCGCAGUCUCGCACACGCCUGCUCUGUUCGCGGAAAGCGUACGAGAAGAAUUCUAUAUGGCUCUUGACCUCAUUCGCGGGUUUAGCAAAGGCAGCUGGGUUUCCAAACGCCUUUGGAAGACUAUUCGAGUUCUCAAAGAGGUUGGUCCGAAACUUGGAUUACACAUCAAGGAAGCACCGAAUACUACACAAGGCCAGAAGAACGCGGUCAUCGAAGAAGACCCCGACCCAAACAGGUCUGCAGCCGUGGCGAUGGCAGGGUUGGCAGGCGUCAACGUGGACGAGAUGAGUCUCUACAAUGGGGCUCCCCAACAGCAUCAAUGGAAUGCGCCUCAUGCUAGCAGUUCUAGUCCUGAGAAUAUGGUGCACGAUCUGACGAGUCUGUUCGAGGCGGCUGGUGGGUAUCAGGGAAUGGGCUUGAAUGGGGAUCAUGGAGGUUUCUCGGAGCAUGCGCUGACUGAUGGUUUCGUGGAUGAGGGGUUGAGCAACAUUUUGAAGGAGUUAUUUUGAUGUGUAGGCACACGCGGACUUCAAUUCGCAUAGAAAGCUGUUCUGCAUGCAUCCAUGCGUUAAUGCAAUGCGCUGUGCAAUGUCCGGGCAAGUUUGGGACUCAGCCAGCGUGCAUGUCGAAUGUGUCCCUCAGGCCCAAGAUGAAUUACAUGACAUUGACAGAUCACAAAAGAGCGGAACGGUGCGUGCGAUUAGGAGAA
Molecule: messenger RNA, 2620 nt
Organism: Cercospora beticola
Lineage: Eukaryota; Fungi; Ascomycota; Dothideomycetes; Mycosphaerellales; Mycosphaerellaceae
Biological process (GO): DNA-templated transcription; positive regulation of transcription from RNA polymerase II promoter by galactose
Cellular component (GO): nucleus
Molecular function (GO): zinc ion binding; DNA-binding transcription factor activity, RNA polymerase II-specific; RNA polymerase II cis-regulatory region sequence-specific DNA binding
Source: RefSeq, a predicted model, not a curated record